CGCUUUUGUACUUGUCAAAGAAAAGAUGGCGACUUCCACGCAGAAUGCAAAACGACCCCUCGUCGAUGCAAGCUAUGAUGACGAUAGUGAUGAUGAUUACGUUCCAUCUAAGAUUCCAAAGCAACCAAAAGAAGACAAGAGCAGAAGUUGCCCCUAUCUGGACACCAUUAACAGGAGCUUGUUGGAUUUUGAUUUUGAGAAGCUCUGUUCAGUCUCCUUGUCUCAUUUGAAUGUUUAUGCUUGUCUCGUUUGUGGAAAAUACUUCCAAGGUCGGGGUCAGAAGUCUCAUGCAUAUACACAUAGUGUAUACAUCAACCAUCAUGUGUUUCUUAACCUGCAUACGCUAAAGUUCUACUGCUUACCUGACAACUAUGAGAUUAUCGACUCCUCAUUGGAAGAUAUUACUUAUGUCCUGAAGCCUACCUUCACCAAGAAACAGAUCAGACUACUAGACAAGGACCAGAAGGCCUGCAGAGCUUAUGAUACCACCAUGUACACGGCCGGUAUCGUCGGACUCAACAACAUCAAGGAGAACGACUACUGCAAUGUUCUCUUACAUGCUUUAUCUAAUGUUGUGCCAAUGAGGAAUUAUUUCUUACGAGAAGAAAACUACAGCGAUAUCAAGCUACCGCCUGGUAAUAUCAUGAGCAUCUUAUCUCAAAGGUUUGGAGAGCUAAUGCGUAAGAUGUGGAAUCAGCGAAACUUCAAAGCCCAUGUCAGUCCACAUGAGAUGUUACAAGCCAUUGUACUAUGCAGCAAGAAAAGAUUCCAAAUCACAGAACAAGGUGAUCCUGUGGAAGUGCUCUCUUGGUUUAUCAACGCUCUUCAUGCCUCACUGGCCGGCACCAAGAAACCAAACAGCAGUAUCGUCUACAAGACAUUCCAGGGAAGGAUGAAGAUCUUCACCAGGAAGGUGCUUCCUGCUGAUAUCUCUGAUGAGGAGAGGACCAAGCUUCUCAAGACAGAAGAAUAUAAAGAGACAGAGCAAGACCAGCCGUUCCUUUUCCUAUCGCUUGACAUCCCUCCUGCUCCGCUGUUCAAGGAUGAAUUAGAACAGAACAUCAUUCCUCAGGUUCCUCUCGCAACACUCCUAGCUAAGUUUGAUGGACAGACUGAGAAGGAGUACAAGACAUACAAAGAAUCCUUCAUUAAACGUUACCAGCUAACUAAGCUUCCACCGUACCUCAUCCUAUGCAUGAAGCGUUUCACCAAGAAUACAUUCUUUGUGGAGAAAAACCCAACAAUUGUCAACUUUCCUGUAAAGAACAUUGAUCUUGCAGAAAUGCUACCGGAUGACCCGGAAGUACUAGCAGCCCACAAGUACACGACCUAUGACCUGAUAGCCAACAUCGUCCAUCAAGGUGAACCAGGCAGGGGCAAGGGGACGUUUAAAGUCCAUGUACUACAUCGGCCUACAGGGAAGUGGUUUGAAAUUCAAGACCUUCACGUAGCAGAUAUUCUCCCGCAGUUGAUCACACUCUCAGAGGCUUACAUACAAAUAUGGGAACUCAGGAAAGACAAACCCAGAGAGGCAGUGGUCAAAGCAACACCGACGGUCAAAAAGUUAUGACACUGGUCAAGUCUCUCUCAUUGUCUUUUGUAAAUGUAAUAUACUUUUGUAAUUUGUUGUACAUAUUCACCAACUGUCUGCAUCCUGGAUGUCCAUUCAUGUGCCUUGUAUCCACUUUAACAGGUUUCAAAUGCUAAUAGGAAAUUUAAGAUAUUUCAUGGAAAGGGCAAAUCUUCUAUGACAUUGUGGCUUACCUAAUACUUAAAACAGACAAACAUAAUCAAAGACGUUUUUUCAAUCCAUUAUUUUUUUUCAUACCAUAGUUGGCAACUUUAUUUGAGUUACUCAUAUGUUCAUAAAAAAUGGCAAGUACAAAACAAAAGAAAGGCAAGUACAGGCUAUUACAUAAUGUACAUCUAUGUUACUGCUAAUUUCAGCCAAUUCUGAAUUUUAUUUUCAGGCUUAUUUGUCCAUGCAAAGCUUGUUAUAAAUAUCUCAAGAACUCUCCAAAAUUAACAAGGUGAUGAAAUCAAACUGAAUUUCAAGUAUUUUAUGAAAGUUUUUGUUGUUCAUGCAAUAGGAGGGACAUAAAAGAAUGUGGGAGUAUUUCAUGAGGACUUAUGUCAAUGAAUAUUUGCAGUUGUACCCAUUUGGAUUUGCCAUCUUUUCUGAUUAGUGUUGCAACAUCAAGAGCUACUAAAUAGCAAGUUCACAAACAUUUGAAGCAUAUUUUGCUUUGUCGCUCUAUUUUGUAAAAGGGUCAUGUGGUAAUGUUGCAAGCAUUGGCAAAUCAAAAAGAAUUUCAGUGACACUGUCUUAGAACCGUUUGAAAGGCAUACAGCCAAUUUGAAAACAAUUGCAAGUGUUUGCAAAAAAAUGUGAUUUGGAAAGAAAAACAUGUUUGCAACUCUUUGAAACCUGGAAAAAUACCAAACUUGCUAUGUUUGCCACCAUUCUCCACUGAUUGAGAUGCCCCCUAAAACCCUUAUAAACCUAGCAAGGUACACCAAGAAA
This is a messenger RNA of Lytechinus variegatus (green sea urchin), 2524 nucleotides long. RefSeq names its product U4/U6.U5 tri-snRNP-associated protein 2-like (gene usp39). Gene Ontology annotation, molecular function: cysteine-type deubiquitinase activity; zinc ion binding. The transcript has 13 exons. The record is from RefSeq and is a predicted model, not a curated record. Gene Ontology annotation, biological process: spliceosomal complex assembly; protein deubiquitination; mRNA processing. Lineage: Eukaryota; Metazoa; Echinodermata; Echinoidea; Temnopleuroida; Toxopneustidae. The coding region runs from base 26 to 1570 and encodes 514 amino acids.